Echinostoma caproni is the source of this 492-nucleotide messenger RNA. Lineage: Eukaryota; Metazoa; Platyhelminthes; Trematoda; Plagiorchiida; Echinostomatidae. The record is from the annotation of a GenBank genome assembly.
AUGGAAGGUCCCGGGUCCAGUGGGAAAGUACGUCAAACACAUUCCGAUCUGACCGAGAUCUGGAGCUUGUUCUCCCGCUUCGCACAGUGCUUCCAGAAACAGGGAAUCACGCAUGAUUCUGCGGCUGAUCGGGUGUUGGAACUUCGGGCGUCCGAGUCGUUGCAGCAUCAAUUGAUUCUGUGUGCUCUUGAUCAUCUGGGUUCGGAGUUUGUCCGGUUUUUGACCGUGGCCGUGUCCAAUCACGCGCGAGUGGCGAAACUCGGUGGUCUCCCCGGGACUCGUGCUCUCGUACGAGCGUAUUUAAAUAUAUCCUUGCCCACAAUGAACGAUUCCGCUUCGAACAACUCUUCCGUACUUCAGUUCCCGGAUGAAAGUGGAGUGGAAUACGAGGAUGGGCUGGUCGAUGGAGUACCCGUUUGGCCCAUGAUCUAUUAUUGCCUCAGAGCGUCUGAUGGACAAGCAGCAGUCGACGUUGCUCGAGCAGCCUCGUAA